UGCCCGCAGGACCCCGGCGGCUGCCCAUGCCGAGGUGAGUCCGCGGGAGCCGCGGCCGCCGUCCCGUCGUCUCGUCCCGUCCCGUCCCGUCCCCGCCGCCGCCCCGCGCGGACCCGCCGCUGGCCAGGAUGCUGGAGGAAGCGGGCGAGGUGCUGGAGAACAUGCUGAAGGCGUCGUGCCUGCCGCUCGGCUUCAUCGUCUUCUUGCCCGCGGUGCUGCUGCUCGUGGCGCCGCCGCUGCCCGCCGCCGACGCCGCGCACGAGUUCACGGUGUACCGCAUGCAGCAGUACGACCUGCAGGGCCAGCCCUACGGCACCCGGAACGCGGUGCUCAACACAGAGGCACGCACAAUGGACGCGGACGUGCUGAGCCGGCGCUGCGUGCUCAUGCGGCUGGCGGACUUCUCCUACGAGCAGUACCAGAAGGCCCUGCGGCAGUCGGCAGGGGCCGUGGUCAUCAUCCUGCCGCGGGCCAUGGCCGCUGUUCCCCAGGACGUCGUGCGGCAAUUCAUGGAGAUCGAGCCUGAGAUGCUGGCCAUGGAGACCAUCGUCCCCGUGUACUUUGCCGUGGAGGAUGAGGCCCUGCUGUCCAUCUACGAGCAGACCCAGGCCGCCUCCGCCUCCCAGGGCUCUGCCUCUGCCGCCGAAGUGCUGCUCCACACGGCCACUGCCAAUGGCUUCCAGAUGGUCACCAGUGGGGUCCAGAGCAAGGCCGUGAGCGACUGGCUCAUCACUAGCGUGGAGGGGCGGCUGACGGGGCUGGGAGGAGAGGACCUGCCCACCAUCGUCAUCGUGGCUCACUACGACGCCUUCGGGGUGGCCCCUUGGCUGUCGCUGGGCGCGGACUCCAACGGGAGUGGCGUCUCGGUGCUGCUGGAGCUGGCCCGGCUCUUCUCCAGACUCUACACCUACAAGCGCACCCAUGCGGCGUACAACCUCCUGUUCUUUGCUUCUGGAGGAGGCAAGUUUAACUACCAGGGCACCAAGCGCUGGCUGGAGGACAACCUGGACCACACAGACUCCAGCCUGCUCCAGGACAACGUGGCCUUCGUCCUGUGCCUGGACACCGUGGGCCGGGGCAGCAGCCUGCACCUGCACGUGUCCAGGCCGCCCCGGGAGGGGACCCUGCAGCAUGCCUUCCUGCGGGAGCUGGAAACGGUAGCCGCCCACCAGUUCCCCGAGGUGCGGUUCUCCAUGGUGCACAAGAAGAUCAACCUGGCUGACGACGUGCUGGCCUGGGAGCACGAGCGCUUUGCCAUCCGCCGGCUGCCCGCCUUCACCCUGUCCCACCUGGAGAGCCACCGUGACGGCCAGCGCAGCAGCAUCAUGGACGUGCGGUCCCGGGUGGACUCGAAGACCCUGACACGAAACACGAGGAUCAUCGCGGAGGCCCUGACGCGGGUCAUAUACAACCUGACAGAGAAGGGCACCCCGCCAGACAUGCCCGUGUUCACCGAGCAGAUGCAGGUCCAGCAGGAGCAGCUGGACUCGGUGAUGGACUGGCUCACCAACCAGCCGCGGGCCGCACAGCUGCUGGACAAGGACGGCACCUUCCUGAGCACGCUGGAGCACUUCCUGAGCCGCUACCUGAAGGACGUGCGGCAGCACCACGUGAAGGCCGACAAGCGGGACCCCGAGUUCGUCUUCUAUGACCAGCUGAAGCAGGUGAUGAACGCCUACAGGGUCAAGCCGGCUAUCUUCGACCUGCUCCUGGCCGUCUGCAUCGGCGCCUACCUCGGGAUGGCCUACACGGCAGUCCAGCACUUUGACCUCCUCUACAAGACCGUGCAGAGGCUACUGGUAAAGGCCAAGACACCGUGACCCAGCCACCCACCCGCGCCCACCACGCAGGAAGGACAGCACCCCUGGCCGUUGACACUGAAUUACAGUUUCCGAGCCGCUCUCCAGGCCUGGGGCGUCUUUCUUUCUCUUUGCCGUGGACUCCCCCGGAGGAGGGCGCGGAGCCGGCUGGGGCCAGGCCUCGGAUGCGGGAGCCAGCGUGGACGAGCCCCAGCCCGGGGCCUGCCCAGCACACGCACCUUACGGAGGAAGCCCAGCUGCAGAGCUGGGGUCAGGCCCGAUCCUGACCUUGGCAGCUGGCUGUCCUGGACGCCCCUGGACGCCCGGGUCUCCUCUCCACCCUGCUGCUGACCUGGGUGUGGUGACACUUCUCCCUCCUCCUACUUGCUGGCUGCAGCCUCUAGGUCUCAGGAUUUGGCCAUUUGUGGCCUCCCCUGCCCACCGCUCCACGACACCCCCUGGCCACCAGGUGGACAGAGCAAGCAGAUGGGGCUGGUGCUGAGCCCGCCCCCAGGUGGCCACUCCCGCCACGCCGGCGGGUCACUAGCUGGUUGCUGCCCCUCUGCCUGCUGGCCCUGAGCCGAGUCUCCACACCCUGCAGCUCCAGGCCCGGCUCCCUGCUGCGCCCUGGGCCCUGCCCUGCACCCCCAGCCAGUCCCUAGCGCUUCCUGUUCCCACAUGCCCCACGGCUCCCGCAGGCCGCCUGUCCCUUGAGCUCACCCGCCCCGGGCUCCUCACGCCUCUGUCCAUCUGGGAAAGAGACAGUGUGGGGAGCCGCCCUCUGUCCCAGGAGGGAGGUCUGGAGAGGGGUUGUGCCCUGGGCCACUCCUGGGACCCUGACCCGGAGGAACUGUGCAGGGCAGUGCCCUCAGGGAGGCCCGCCUGCCCCUUCCUUAGCAAUACGACCAGUGUGUUCUCCCAGGGCAUCGGCUGCAGAGACCUGGCCGGUCAGGCUCCAGGGGCGUCGUGGUUCGGGGCUGGCCCACCACAGCUGUCCGGCCCACCUGGCUCGCUGGGUUCCAGCAGUUGGUUUUGUAGCCGUGCUUCUGUCCCAGACAGCCGCUGGCAGCCCCCUCCAGACCCUGUCUGGAAGGACAAGGCCACCUUCCAUCGCCUGCCCAGUCAGGAGCCCAAGGCCAGCACAGGAGACUGCCCCAGCCCAGGCUACUCUGGCACACGUGCGCUGGUGUCCACUUGCUGGCCCAAGGCAGUGCCUCCUGUCCCGUGAAAGGGCUUGGGACCUGCUGCCCACUCCUCUGGGUGUCUGCUGCCCUGCAGGCAUCUGGGCCACCUCCUGCCUGCCUCCUGGGGAGGUGACCCACUGACCACCCGGGGCUCGGUGGUGGGAUGCAAUAGCCCCGGGUGGGAAAUAAAGCCAUAUUGAAUGAA
This is a messenger RNA of Ictidomys tridecemlineatus (thirteen-lined ground squirrel), 3188 nucleotides long. Lineage: Eukaryota; Metazoa; Chordata; Mammalia; Rodentia; Sciuridae. The record is from RefSeq and is a predicted model, not a curated record.